This is a messenger RNA of Meloidogyne enterolobii, 311 nucleotides long. The record is from the annotation of a GenBank genome assembly. NCBI's taxonomy places the organism in Eukaryota, Metazoa, Nematoda, Chromadorea, Rhabditida, Meloidogynidae.
UGCUGUUGCAAGGACUUUGUGACCUAACCGCCUUAAAUGGAAGAGUAAAUAGUUUAAUAAGAAAGUUUUCCCGGUUCCCCCAUCCCCAGAUAAGAAAUAAAGUUUUGCGGAAUUAGGAUCUCUUAUGGAAUUAAGAAUUAAAUCAAAGAAAUUAUUUUGUUCGGGGUUAAGGGUGGCACUGACUAAUGAUGAUGUAUCGGCAGUUGCGUCGGUAUCAUCAUCAUUUAUAUGUUGGGGGAAGAAAAACUGGUCAACAGCUGUAUCAGGGUCGUCAGUGAGGGAAUUAUGUGGAAGUGGGAGACCAUAAUCAG